AUGGCGGAGCGGGUGCUGUUCCGGCGUGGGACCGGGCAGGUAGGCGCUGGGGAAAACGACUCGGAUGUGUGGGACGACACGGCACUGAUCAAGGCGUAUGACAAGGCAGUGGCCUCCUUCAAGAAUGCUUUGAAGGAUGGGGAGUGUUCGGAGCCUUUGGUCAAACAGGAGCAGCACCUGGGGAUGAAGAGGAAAAACAAUAGAAAGAACAGGAAUAGGACGAGUAACGCAGUCCCUUUGAAACAGUGGAGAGUUGGUGACAGCUGUAAUGCUGUUUGGUCUGAGGAUGGUCAUGUUUACCCAGCAACUAUUGUCUCCAUCAAUCAGAAGAGAGGCACAUGUGUUGUUACCUACAUGGGGUAUGGAAAUCGGGAGGAGCAGAACCUGUCUGAUCUACUUCUUCCAGUCAGUGAUGAAACAGUAAGUGGGGUAGGGAAAUCUGGGGAAAAUGACAGUGAGACUCCAAAUUCAACAGAUGAAAGUGAAAAAUCUUUCCAGUUACCUCAAAACAGAAACAGCUACAUGAAAGAAAGAUUCUCCUCUCGAAACUUAGGUUUUCCCAUACCACCAGCAGCUCCAGGCUUGGGAAUGGUAAGCUCACCAAAAUUCAGGACAUCACCGUCAUUUUUGCCUUGCUGCCCACCCCCCUUCCUGGCAGGACCACCGUUGAUUCCUCCUCCACCACCUAUGUGGCCAGACUCUCCUGAGUAUGAUGAAGCACUGGGGAGCAUGUUGAUAGCCUGGUACAUGAGUGGUUAUCACACGGGCUAUUAUCUGGGUUUAAAACAAAGUCGAACAGAAGCCACAGUGGAGAGAGAAACACAUGCAAAAUAA
Mesitornis unicolor (brown roatelo) is the source of this 834-nucleotide messenger RNA. RefSeq names its product survival of motor neuron protein-like. NCBI's taxonomy places the organism in Eukaryota, Metazoa, Chordata, Aves, Mesitornithiformes, Mesitornithidae. The transcript is spliced from 8 exons. Gene Ontology annotation, molecular function: RNA binding. Bases 1 to 834 code for a protein of 277 amino acids. Gene Ontology annotation, biological process: mRNA processing. The record is from RefSeq and is a predicted model, not a curated record. Gene Ontology annotation, cellular component: nucleus; cytoplasm.